This is a messenger RNA of Marchantia polymorpha subsp. ruderalis, 1486 nucleotides long. The record is from the annotation of a GenBank genome assembly. NCBI's taxonomy places the organism in Eukaryota, Viridiplantae, Streptophyta, Marchantiopsida, Marchantiales, Marchantiaceae.
CAUCCACUUUGUAGAAGGUCAUCAUCACCGGCUCAACUUUCCGAGCCAAACUGGAUCUCCUUGCAUCGAUUGCCAUCAGCAGCCUACUUUCAGCAGGCAAAGAUGGCAUCAGCAAGCGCCACCGGCCACAAUGCUCUUCUGGUGAGCAUUGUACUUUUGGCGACAGUGUGUGCAUGCACUGCGGAGACUCCUUAUGCGGCAGGUCUGUCUGAGGACUUUUACCAGAAAACCUGCCCUCAAGCAGCUUCCAUCGUCGACGCCUACGUCACCAAGUUCCUCAGGAAGGACAGAAACUUUGCUGGUGCCUUCAACAGGUUGCAGUUCCAUGAUUGCUGGGUCGGGGGCUGCGAUGGCUCGGUUCUUUUGAAUUCGACCCAAACGAACCAAGCGGAGAGGGAAGCUCAUGUCAACUUCGGGCUCAGAGGCGUUGCAGAGGUUGAUCAAAUCAAGGCAGCCCUGGAACAUUCCUGCCCAGGAGUUGUGUCUUGCGCCGACAUUCUGAUCAUGGCUGCUCGUGAUGCCACAGCCAAGGUUGGAGGCCCCACUUGGCCAGUGGCUAUGGGUCGUCGAGACGGAGUGAACUCCACAUCCUUUAUGGCUGAUAGCAAUCUACCAUUCCCUGUGCUGAACUUCAGCGGGCUGGUUGCUAACUUUGCUGCCAAGGGCUUCAAUGCAAGAGAAAUGAUCACACUCUCAGGUGCACACACUAUUGGUCGGACUCACUGCAACGGAAUCCUCCCACAUCUCUACAACUUCACUGGAAAGGAUGAUGCCACCGACACGGACCCUGCCAUGAAUAAGAACUUCGCUGUUUUCCUCAAGAAGCAUUGUCCUCAGGGUAACAGGACGAACACAAUCUUCAUCGACUCCACAGCCAACACGUUCGACCGUGCCUACUACAAAAAUGUGCUGAAGGGAAAGGGAAUUUUCAUCACUGAUUCGGCGCUCAUUACCAAUCCUGCAGGCAAGAAAGUCGUCACCACGUUCUCGAAACCUGGCUCUGCCUUCUUCACAGAAUUCGCCGCUGGCAUGGUGAAGAUGGGAAAUCUGGGGGUGCUCACUGGCACGGAGGGCCAAAUUCGCAGGACGUGUCAGUUCGUAAAUUAAAUACCCAUUCUAGAGUUUCAACAAGCUUUAGAUAGGUCGGAGUAGCAACACUGAGGAGAACGUAUUGUCUCCCAACAUUCUUGUCAGACCCUUAGAAUAGCUACAUUCAUUAAUUAUUCGUGCUUUUAUUUUCGGUCUCUCAGAAUAAGCUGAAGUUGUAGACGCACGACUAUUUCGCCCUGCGCUGGUUUCUGAGCUUCCUCUUUAUGGACUUAGACCACCAAACGUAGGACCGGGAUGAACGUCAUUGUCUACAACUGGAAGAUGACGGACCAGAAUAACUUCCGGAUUUGGCCAGGGAUGGUCAAAUGUAAGUUUAUCCUGAGACUGAGACUUUGGAGAAGAACAAACAAUAAACAAAGAAGCGAUUUUGGACCGA